AUAAACAGAACUAGUCUCCUUCUACAAUGGGACAAUAUUGUUAUUAAUUUUUUCAUCCAUUGUUUGCUAUCUAUACAUUCUUAAUCAACUGGUCCCAAUUUUUGAAUGUUACAUCAGCCAUGACUGCAACUUCACAGUGUUCACUAGGCGUACUCACCGAUUCACCUCAUCAUUCACCAGGUAAACUGAGUUCUCAAAUUAUGAUCAAUCAAUGGUCAUCAUAUUCAGAUCAUUUAACUGAAGCUGUAAAUAUUACUGAUUUCGAUAAAAAACCAGUUACUACAAGAUUAUCAGACUCAACAAAUACAUGUUCCUUAGAAGCCCAAUUGUUCAAUGAAGAGGAGAAAUUUUUAGCCGAAUGUCUAACAACUGAGAAUAAUAAUAAUAAUAAUAAUAAUAACAAAUUAAUAGAUGAUGAUGUUCUAUUGACUGAUUUACAUUAUGAUAGAGAGCUAUUACAAAAUCCAUAUUUUUAUAAUUCAGGUAACGAUUAUGAUUGUGAGUUAACCGGUGGAUCUGCCUUCAAUCAUUCACCAAUAAUGAGUAGAGGUUUUUCAAGACAUACAAGAAAAAUUGAUAAUGAUCCAACUAUUUUAUUAACAUUAGCAAAAUGGGCACGUAUUGGAUCUAGUCAAUUGCAUGGAGAUGAUGAUCAGAUAGACAGAAUAAAUUAUCAAUUUACUAGUGUACUUUUACUCAUAUUAUUAACACUUACAGGAUUUAGACAAUAUUUAUCUCAUCUACCAUUACAAUGUUGGAUACCACAAGAAUUUUCACGUAGCUGGGAAGAGUAUGCUGAACACUAUUGUUGGGUAACAAAUACUUACUUCACAAAUAUUCAAUCAAACAUUCCACCUGUUAAUGAACGAACAACUGUUGUACGUUAUUAUCAAUGGGCUACAUUUGUAUUUAUAUUACAAGCUGCGGGAUUUUUUCUACCUUGUCUUAUUUGGAGGCUCCUUCAGAAUCAUUCAGGAUUUCAUGUUCAACGAAUUAUACGUAGUGCAGUACGCAUCAACUGUACACCAACUGAUUCAAGUCAGACUAUAACAGAUGGUCUUGCUCGAUACAUUGACAGUGUUAUAUACCAUAGAUCAUAUAAAACCUGGCGUAUUCAAUCAUCUAAAGAAAAGUCAUAUGUGAAACACAAGAUGCCAUCAAAUGACACUGUAAUCAAAUCAGCUCAGAAGUCUAGUACAUAUGCUGCUUCAACAUCUACACAGUCACAUGAAGUUGGCACAGAAACAAAAUUGGUCAAAUUUGAAAAAAGACCAACAUCAACACAUCAAUCAUCAUAUCAAUAUAGAACACUUUCUAGUGAAUCUACAGUACCAAGAAGUCAUAAAAAAUCACCUGCACCUCAACCUCCAGUAACUUCAUCUAUCAUAUUCAAAUUAAAUUCUGACAGAACAAUGUAUACAUCAAAUCCUACAAUGAAACACAUUUCAAAUAUUUCACCAACAAAACAUAAAUCUUCAUCUAGACAGAAUAUUCGUAGAGGGAAAUCAUCAACAUCAUCUCCACCAUUAUGUUGUAAUCAAUGCAGUUUAUGCUUUACAAAUUUGUCUACUUUUAAUAAAAAUAAAAAUUCAAAGUCAGAACAACCACUUGUUCCUACAUCAACAAUCAUAUCGAAAACAAUAUCAACAACUGAAACUUCAAUUAAUCCAACUCAUAGUACAAAGUUGAAAACUACUCAAGCUCCCGCCAGCAUCUCACCAUCUGUACAACAACAAGAACAACAAGAAACUUCUGGCUGGACUUGUCAUUGUGUACAGAAUGUUUUCAAAACUUCAUUAUCAUUUACAACAAAAAAAUCAAGGCCAUAUUAUCAAAAAUUUAGCAUUAAAUAUAUAUGUUAUCAUUUAGGUUAUACAUUAUGCUUAGGCUUAAAGUUUAUCUUCACUUUAAUAUGUCUUAUCCCAGCGUGUUCAUGUCAUUGGUUAUGCGGAAAUCAUAAAAUUAAAGGUGUUCAAAGAAGUAGAAGUUUUUGUUUUAUUUAUAUGUUACAGUUAAAUUAUUAUAUCUUGCAAAUAUAUUUGGACAAAUAUACUUGAUGAAGGUAUUUUUAGGUGUGAAAUCUUAUUUUUCGGUAUAUAUGUUCUAUAUGAUUUAAUUCAAGGAAAUGUAUGGAGUGAAACAGGACAUUUUCCACGUGUAACUUAUUGUGAUUUUGAAACGAAAAAAUUGGGUAAAAAUUAUAAGUACACUCUGCAAUGUGUUCUACCAUUAAAUCUAUUCCUAGAGAAAGUUUAUAUAUUCCUUUGGUUUUGGAUUGUGUUUGUCGGUGUUCUCACGCUAUAUAGUCUCUUGAAAUGGUUGUUUCGUUUAACAAUACCAGAAAGUCGUAUUACGUUUAUCAGUAGAUUUUUGCAUUCUUCAUAUGAAACACAAAAUAUAGACGAAUUAGAUCCAAUUAAUGUUAGAUUAUUUGUAAAUAAUUACCUUAAUCUAGAUGGUGUAUUUCUUCUAUGGUUGAUAUCUAUUAAUGCUGGAGACUUGAUCAUCAAUGAUCUUAUCAUAGCGUUAUGGAAUCUAUUUACAGCAAGACUGUUAGCUAUGCAAUCAUCUUCAUUGAAAACAACAUCAUCUACUGGUCAAAAUAUCAAUAAAUGUGAUCAGAAUAUAAAUUCACUUCAAGGUAAUGAUGAUUUUCACUUCAAUGGUUCUAAUCUACCGCUAAAAUCAUCCCUCUUAGAAUUAAAACAAACUUGUCAAUAUGAUCAACAAAAUUUAUUCAAAUUAUCUCAUCCUUGUAUUCAAGUUUAUUCAAAUUGUCAACACUCAAAACAGUUUACUUUUGGAGAUCGUUGUGAUUCUUCAACAACACACUUCAACACUGGUUCUUUGCCAAACUCAAAAAGGCUACAUUCUUAUUGUCCUAUAUCAUAUCAUAAUGAAUUAAGAAAUAUUAACAAUCAUAACAGUGGUUGUAGCACCUUUCAUCCAACAGAUAUAUGUGAAAGCUCGGAUAGUAUUGUAUAAAUAACAUACUUCAUUGAUAAUGAUGUUUUAUAUAUUUCUGUGAAUAUAACUCAUUAGAUAUUGAAAGAUGCAUUAUUUUAGUUAAUUCCUACUUACUACUUAUAAUGUACUACCAUAUCUAUGCAGUGCAAAUCUGAGAUACUUCAGAUAAGCGGAUUGUAUAAAGAGGUAAGGGGU
Messenger RNA from Heterobilharzia americana, 3162 nucleotides. Lineage: Eukaryota; Metazoa; Platyhelminthes; Trematoda; Strigeidida; Schistosomatidae. The record is from the annotation of a GenBank genome assembly.